CCGGGAGCUGUCACUAGGCCCUCCGGCUCCCGGCCUCCGUGUCGCUGCCGCGGUUGCCAGGAGAGCGGCGCCGGCAGGAAGCGGCCGAGCCCCGACAGACUUUUUUUGUAGGUGAUGAUUUUACAUGACUUUGGAAUUUGCCUCUAGUGGGACGCUGUGGGAGGAUGAACACAGAAGAGCUGGAGUUAUUGAGUGACUCCAAAUACAGAAACUAUGUAGCUGCAAUUGAUAAAGCACUAAAGAAUUUUGAAUACUCCAGUGAAUGGGCAGAUUUGAUAUCGGCACUUGGAAAACUUAAUAAGGUUUUACAAAAUAAUGCAAAGUACCAAGUGGUACCCAAAAAGCUGACCAUAGGCAAACGCCUAGCUCAAUGUCUACAUCCAGCAUUACCAGGUGGAGUUCAUCGGAAGGCACUUGAAACAUAUGAAAUUAUCUUCAAAAUCAUUGGACCUAAGCGACUUGCCAAAGAUCUUUUUUUAUAUAGUUCUGGACUAUUUCCUCUUCUUGCAAAUGCUGCCAUGUCGGUGAAACCAACAUUGCUAAGUUUGUAUGAGAUAUAUUAUCUGCCUUUGGGUAAAACAUUGAAGCCUGGUCUACAAGGAUUGCUAACUGGUAUUCUUCCUGGCUUAGAAGAAGGAUCAGAGUACUAUGAGAGAACAAACACAUUAUUGGAAAAGGUUGCUACUGCAGUGGACCAGUCGGCAUUCUACAGUGCCCUCUGGGGUAGCCUUCUAACCAGUCCUGCUGUGCGUUUACCUGGAAUCACGUAUGUUCUUGCCCAUUUGAACAGGAAGCUUUCCAUGGAAGAUCAGCUUUAUAUAAUUGGCAGUGAUAUCGAGCUAAUGGUAGAAGCGGUAAGCACUUCGGUGCAGGAUUCAAGUGUACUGGUACAGAGAAGCACACUGGACCUCAUACUCUUCUGUUUUCCAUUCCACAUGAGUCAGGCCACUCGACCAGACAUGAUAAGGAUCUUGUCAGCAGCCCUGCACGUAGUAUUAAGGAGGGAUAUGUCCCUGAACCGAAGACUUUAUGCCUGGCUUCUCGGUUUUGAUAACAACGGUGCUAUCAUAGGACCCAGAAGCACAAGACACAGCAAUCCUGAAGAACACGCUACUUACUAUUUCACUACCUUUUCAAAAGAGUUGUUGGUUCAGGCAAUGGUGGGGAUCUUACAAGUGAAUGGAUUUGGAGAAGAGAGCACUUUAAUGCAGGAUCUAAAACCUUUUCGUAUUUUAAUCAGUUUACUGGACAAACCUGAGCUAGGACCUGUAAUUCUAGAAGACGUCCUCAUUGAAGUGUUUAGAACAUUAUAUUCUCAGUGUAAAGCAGAAUUGGAUCUUCAGAUGGAACCGCCCUUCAGCAAGGAUCAUGCUCAGUUAAGCAGUAAAUUAAGGGAAAAUAAGAAAACAGCAGAACUGAUUAAAACUGCCAACCUUCUCUUUAAUUCCUUUGAGCCUUAUUAUAUGUGGGAUUAUGUUGCACGUUGGUUUGAAGAAUGUUGUAGGAGGACACAGCAUGCCAGACUUCAGAGUGGGCCUGGAGAUGUUAACGACUCAUCUGAGUUACAGCUGACCAAUUUCUGCUUACUGGUGGAUUUUUUGUUGGAUAUAGUUUCUUUGCCUACUAGAAGUAUGAGGGUGCUGUGUCAGGAGACUUAUAUUGAAAUCCAGACAGAACACUUGCCCCAGUUGCUGCUCAGGAUGAUAUCUGCCCUGACAAGCCACCUCCAGACAUUGCACUUGACUGAACUCACAGAUUCUCUCAGGCUUUGCUCAAAGAUCCUUAGCAAGGUUCAGCCUCCUCUGUUAUCUGCCAGCACUGGAGGUGUGUUGCAGUUUCCAAAUGGGCAGAACAACUCAGUCAAGGAGUGGGAAGACAAAAAGGUAUUAUCAGUUUCUCUUGAAAAUCCUACUGAAGUGUUUGAAGAUGGAGAAAAUCCACCAAGUAGUCACUCCUCAGAGAGUGGAUUCACUGAGUUCAUACAAUAUCAAGCAGACCGAACUGAUGACAUCGAUAGAGAACUGAGUGAGGGACUGGAGGCAGUUGCCAUCCCAAUUGGCAGCACAUCAUCUGAAACAGAAACGGCCUCCACUGUGGGAUCUGAAGAAACUAUCAUCCAGCCCCCUUCCCUAGUCACUCAGGGGACAGCACCCCAAAGUGGGAAGACAGCGCAAAAAACUGCAAUGCAGUGCUGCUUGGAGUAUGUCCAACAGUUUCUCACCAGACUUAUCAACCUCUACAUCAUUCAGAGUAACUCUUUCUCUCAGGCUUUGGCUACAGAGCAUCAAGGGGAUCUUAGUCGAGAGCUAGGAGAGACUUCAGACUGGGACAGGGAUUCCCAUAGUGGUGUAAAAGAGAGAAACAUAAGUAAACAGAAAACUUCAAAAGAAUACCUUUCUGCCUUCCUUGCUGCCUGUCAGCUCUUCCUGGAGUGCUCAAGCUUCCCAGUUUACAUUGCUGAGGGGAACCAUACUUCAGAGUUAUGUUCUGAAAAAUCAGAGACUGACUGGGAGCACGUGCAGCCUCCACUGUGGCUCCAGACGCUGAUGACCGCUUGCCUCCAAGCAAGUGAUUGCAGUGUGCAGAGUGCUGCGAUUUCACUAGUGAUGGAUCUGGUAGGAUUGACUCAGUCGGUGGCCAUGGUCACUGGGGAAAACAUCAACAGUGUGGAGCCUGCACAACCCUUAAGUCCAAACCAGGGAAGAGUAGCUGUGGUUAUUAGACCUCCCCUCACUCCGGGCAAUCUGAGAUAUAUAGCUGAGAAGACUGAAUUUUUCAAGCAUGUAGCUUUAACAUUGUGGAACCAGAUGGGAGAUGGGACACCUCAGCACCACCAGAAGAGUGUGGAACUCUUUUAUCAAUUACAUAACUUGGUUCCUUCUUCUAGCAUCUGUGAGGAUGUUAUAAGUCAGCAGUUGACCCAUAAAGAUAAGAAAAUAAGGAUGGAAGCACAUGCAAAAUUUGCAGUUCUUUGGCAUCUAACGAGGGACCUCCAUAUAAAUAAGUCUUCAUCUUUUGCACGGUCUUUUGACAGGUCACUGUUCAUCAUGUUAGAUAGCCUUAACAGUCUCGAUGGUUCCACCAGCUCUGUGGGACAAGCCUGGCUGAACCAAGUCCUGCAAAGACAUGAUAUUGCAAGAGUUUUGGAACCACUGCUAUUGCUCUUGCUUCAUCCCAAAACUCAGAGGGUUUCAGUGCAGCGGGUACAAGCAGAACGUUAUUGGAAUAAGGCCCCCUGUUAUCCCGGAGAAGAGAAUGACAAGCAUUUCAUGCAAAACUUUUCCUGCAAUAAUGUAAGCCAAGUACAACUCAUUGCAUCGAAAGGAAAUGGUGAAAAGACGCUUACCAUGGAUGAAAUAGAGAACUUCAGUCUUACUGUUAAUCCAUUAAGUGACAGACUGUCCCUUCUAAGUACCAGCAGUGAGACAAUUCCAAUGGUUGUAUCUGAUUUUGAUCUUCCAGACCAACAGAUAGAAAUACUUCAGAGUUCUGACUCUGGAUGUUCUCAGUCCUCUGGUGGGGACAACUUGAGUUACGAAGUUGAUCCUGAAAACGUGAAUGCACAAGAGGAUUCCCAGAUGCCAAACGCAGGCUCCCCAGAUGAUGAUGUUCAGCAGGUAGUCUUUGACCUGAUAUGUAAAGUCGUAAGUGGCCUCGAAGCAGAAUCUGCGUCAGUGCCAUCUCAGUUAGAAAUUGAAGAUAUGCCCCCAAAGGACAACGAUGUAGAUCCAGGUGAGGAGAUGAUUAAAAGUGAAGACCAGUCCGCUCAGCAGAGUCAGAUUGCUUUGCCGAGUAACGAAAAUUCUCGGUUUUUGUCUGUGUCUGCAGAGGAAGGCUGUGAGUGUGUGCCAAAUGGAAUCUCCAGAAAUAGCUCCUCACCUUGUAUUUCAGGAACCACACAGAUUCUCCAUGACUCUUCUGUUGCUGCUACAGAAACCAGAUCUAGACAGAGAAGUCACAGCAGUAUUCAGUUCAGCUUCAAAGAAAAAUUAUCAGAAAAAGUCUCAGAGAAAGAAACAAUUGUUAAGGAGUCAGGUAAACAACCAGGAGCAAAACCUAAAGUAAAACUUGCCAGAAAAAAGGAUGAUGACAAGAAGAAAACUUCAAGUGAGAAACUCAAACAAACCAGUGUUUUCUUUAGUGAUGGUCUGGAUUUAGAGAACUGGUAUAGCUGUGGAGAGGGAGAGAUUUCCGAAAUUGAGAGUGACAUGGGUUCUCCAGGUUCACGGAGAUCUCCCAAUUUCAACAUCCAUCCACUCUAUCAACAUGUGCUUUUGUAUCUGCAGUUGUAUGAUUCAUCAAGGACUCUGUAUGCUUUUUCUGCCAUCAAGGCCAUCUUGAAAACUAACCCCAUUGCUUUUGUAAACGCCAUUUCAACCACGAGUGUAAAUAAUGCAUAUACUCCUCAGCUGUCUCUGCUUCAGAACCUAUUGGCCAGACACCGGAUUUCUGUUAUGGGCAAAGAUUUUUAUAGUCACAUUCCUGUGGACUCGAAUCAUAAUUUCCGGAGUUCUAUGUACAUAGAAAUCCUUAUUUCCCUCUGCUUAUAUUAUAUGCGUAGCCAUUACCCAACUCAUGUCAAGGUCACGUCACAAGAUUUAAUAGGCAAUCGAAACAUGCAGAUGAUGAGCAUCGAAAUUUUGACACUCCUCUUUACUGAGCUGGCAAAAGUCAUCGAAAGCUCUGCGAAAGGUUUCCCUAGUUUUAUCUCUGAUAUGUUAUCUAAGUGCAAAGUUCAGAAAGUGAUUCUUCACUGUUUGCUGUCAUCUAUCUUUAGUGCACAGAAAUGGCACAGUGAAAAGAUGGCAGGUAAGAACAUGGUUGCUGUGGAAGAAGGUUUCUCAGAGGACAGCCUGAUCAAUUUCUCAGAAGAUGAAUUUGACAAUGGCAGCACACUCCAGUCACAGCUUCUUAAAGUGCUUCAGAGGCUCAUUGUUCUAGAACACAGGGUAAUGACUAUCCCUGAAGAGAAUGAAACAGGUUUUGAUUUUGUGGUAUCUGAUCUGGAACACAUCAAUCCCCAUCAGCCCAUGACUUCUCUUCAGUAUUUGCAUGCCCAGCCAAUCACAUCUCAAGGCAUGUUCCUCUGUGCGGUGAUACGAGCUUUACAUCAGCACUGUGCUUGUAAGAUGCACCCACAAUGGAUUGGUUUAAUCACAUCUACUCUGCCUUACAUGGGAAAAGUUCUACAGAGAGUGGUUGUUUCUGUGACACUACAGCUUUGCAGAAAUCUAGAUAACCUAAUUCAACAGUACAAAUAUGAAACAGGAUUAUCUGAUAGUAGGCCUCUGUGGAUGGCAUCAAUUAUUCCACCAGAUAUGAUUCUUACCCUUUUGGAAGGGAUCACAGCCAUUAUCCACUACUGUUUGUUGGACCCCACUACCCAGUAUCACCAACUUUUGGUCAAUGUAGACCAGAAACACCUGUUCGAAGCCCGCAGUGGAAUCCUCUCGAUCCUUCACAUGAUCAUGUCCUCUGUGACACUGCUUUGGAGUGCACUGCAUCAGGCCGAUUCUUCGGAAAAGAUACCCAUUGCUGCAUCCGCCUCUGUUACCACUAUCAAUCUUGGAGCCACAAAGAACUUGAGACAGCAGAUCCUAGAAUUAUUGGGGCCCAUUUCAAUGAAUCAUGGUGUUCACUUUAUGGCUGCCAUCGCCUUUGUAUGGAAUGAAAGAAGACAGAACAAAACCACCACUAGGACCAAGGUUAUUCCUGCAGCCAGUGAAGAACAGCUCUUACUAGUAGAACUGGUUCGUUCAAUCAGUGUCAUGAGAGCAGAAACUGUCAUACAGACGGUGAAGGAAGUUUUAAAGCAGCCGCCAGCCAUAGCCAAGGACAAGAAACAUCUUUCUCUGGAAGUCUGCAUGCUUCAGUUUUUCUAUGCUUACAUUCAAAGAAUUCCAGUGCCCAAUUUAGUGGAUAGCUGGGCAUCAUUGUUGAUACUUCUGAAAGACUCCAUACAAUUGAGCCUUCCAGCCCCAGGGCAGUUUCUUAUACUUGGGGUUUUGAAUGAGUUUAUUAUGAAAAACCCUAGUUUGGAAAAUAAAAAAGACCAAAGAGACCUCCAGGAUGUGACUCAUAAAAUAGUGGAUGCGAUCGGUGCAAUCGCAGGUUCUUCUUUGGAACAGACAACAUGGCUGCGGCGAAAUCUUGAAGUUAAACCUUCUCCCAAAAUAAUGGUAGAUGGAACCAAUUUGGAAUCUGAUGUUGAAGAUAUGUUAUCACCUGCAAUGGAAACCUCAAACAUAACUCCUUCUGUAUAUAGUGUCCAUGCAUUGACAUUACUCUCUGAGGUUUUGGCUCAUCUUUUGGAUAUGGUUUUCUACAGUGAUGAAAAAGAACGGGUUAUUCCUUUACUUGUAAAUAUCAUGCAUUAUGUUGUGCCCUACCUCCGAAAUCACAGUGCACAUAAUGCCCCUAGUUAUCGAGCCUGUGUCCAGCUGCUUAGCAGCCUUAGUGGGUAUCAGUACACACGGAGAGCUUGGAAAAAAGAAGCCUUUGACCUCUUUAUGGAUCCCAGCUUCUUUCAGAUGGAUGCCUCUUGUGUUAAUCAUUGGAGAGCAAUUAUGGACAAUCUGAUGACACAUGAUAAGACGACAUUUAGAGAUUUGAUGACUCGUGUAGCUGUAGCUCAGAGCAGUUCACUUAAUCUCUUUGCAAACCGUGAUGUGGAGCUAGAGCAGAGAGCCAUGCUUCUGAAGAGAUUAGCAUUUGCUAUUUUUAGCAGUGAAAUUGACCAGUAUCAGAAAUAUCUUCCAGAUAUACAAGAGAGAUUGGUUGAGAGUCUCCGUUUGCCCCAGGUGCCAACUCUUCACUCUCAAGUGUUCCUGUUCUUCAGAGUGUUACUUUUAAGAAUGUCUCCACAACACCUUACCUCACUCUGGCCUACCAUGAUCACAGAACUUGUACAGGUAUUUUUACUGAUGGAGCAGGAACUCACUGCUGAUGAAGACAUUUCACGGACUUCAGGCCCCUCUGUGGCUGGUCUGGAGACAACCUACACAGGAGGUAAUGGCUUUUCUACUUCAUAUAACAGCCAGCGGUGGUUAAACCUCUAUCUUUCUGCUUGCAAAUUUUUGGAUCUGGCUCUGGCAUUGCCCUCCGAAAAUCUUCCUCAGUUUCAGAUGUACCGAUGGGCCUUUAUUCCAGAAGCCUCAGAUGAUUCCGGUUUGGAAGUGAGAAGGCAGGGCAUACAUCAACGAGAAUUUAAACCUUAUGUAGUACGACUUGCAAAACUUCUUCGGAAAAGGGCAAAGGACGAGGAGGACUUUAAGACAGUGACAUUGGAGGGACUGGAGAUGGCCAAGCAUCAGAAAAACCCAGAGGAGGACAACUCAGGGAGAGCGCUGGGCUGGGAGCCGGGGCACUUGCUGCUCACCGUCUGCACGGUGCGCAGCCUUGAGCAGCUCCUGCCGUUCUUCAACGUGCUCAGCCAAGUCUUCAACAGCAAAGUCACCAGCCGAUGCGCAGGACACUCAGGGAGCCCCGUCCUCUACUCAAACACCUUCCCGAGCAAGGACAUGAAGCUGGAAAACCACAAACCAUUUUCCAGCAAAGCCAGGCAAAAAAUAGAAGAGAUGGUAGAAAAAGAUUUUCUGGAAGGGGUGAUAAAAACUUGAGCAACAUAGUGGUUCCAUUUAGUUUAAAUGUAAAUGUAAUUAUUUAAAACAAACAUUGCUCUGAGUGGUAUAGUUUCUUUUUGUUUUCUUUUUUUUUUUUUGUAUGUAACGAAACACGUUUCAGGUUGUAUUUAAUUUAAAUAUUUGUAAAUAAGAACGAAUGUCUGACUGUGGCCUGAAUCAAGCUUAAAUAUUACGGGCGCAUAUUGAUUAUGGUGCCUAAGAGAGAUCUAUAUAUACACAAAUAGUCCAUUACGGUCCAUUGUUUUACUGUCCUGAGUUGUCUUAAACCUGCCAAAUACACACUGCACAUUUUUUCUGUUGGUUUCAGGCUUUGUUUAAUUUAGAUUGGUUGGGGAUUUUUUUCUUUACCUUAUUAACCCACAUUCUAGUGUCAGAAAGCCAUCACUUCUCUGUCAGAGGCUUGGUAAUGUAUUACAACUCGUUUCUCCCACAUACCUUCUCCCACAUACCUUCACUAAGAGGAGUAAUGAAUAAUUGAAGCCUGGGCCACACAUCCUUCCUUGUAAGUGUAGCACGAGCAUCUCAACCUCGGUACGGAGUACAGGUGUAUACAGCCUCCAUAGUCACAACUCUAAAUUCCUGGUGAUGUUAACUGAAGAGAGGUAAGUCAUCUAAGAAUUGUUCUGGAGACUCUGCUAUGAAAAAAUUGGUUAUAUGAAGUCUUCUCCAACCUCCUCGCGUUUGUAUUAACAAUGGUGAGUAUUAGUACUGCAAAAUGACUGAGGUGACAAUGACGGAAAAGACAUCAUAUGGAAUUGGUAAUAAAUAAAGUUUAAUUUUCUAGCAGCCUUCGUGAAUUUUUCCUUGCAUAUAUUAUAAAGUUAAUGACUGAAUCAUAUACUUAAGCUCCAAUAGUUUACAUUAGUGUGAUUGAUAUUAGGGGUAAAUUUCAGUUUUUAAAAAAACUAAAUUUUAACAAGUAUAAGGGCUUACCUAUUUCUAAAGAAUGAUUCUGGUAGUGUUUGUUUAAGAAAAAUAAUCAGAUCUAGAAAUAAUCCAGUAAGGUACAGACUAAACAUUUAUGAUUAUGUGUUUGAGCCUGUCACAAUAAUGGCAGUACUAUUAUCCUGUAAAAAGUUUUUAAAAGUCUAGUUUCUAAAAAAUAUAAAAAUUGUCCUCAGAAACCUGGUUGAGGUCUUUCUCCAAUCCCUCCAGCCAGCUGAAAUACUGCCAAGCUCACUUCAUAUGCAAGGCUGUCCGCAUUUUCCUGCAAAUUACAUGAAAGGAUAUUAGAUGAGAAAGACACAGCAUCUACCAGGUUACUUGCAACUUUAGGGGAGGCAGCUUUCUGAUUUUGAUUCACUAACAAACAAAUAUUCAAAUGAGAACUUUUUUUCAUCUUUCAGUAACAAAUUACAAGACCCUCAGAUAAAUGGAAAACAAGUCACAGUCUUCUAAAUCGGUUAAUUUUCAGAAAAGAAGUAAUUUUAAAAUCUCGCUCACACCUUAACUUUGAGCUGUCUGUUUGGAAGAUCUGUAUAGAGGGCGUCCCACUGCUGUACGGUCAAGCCCUUCAGAGCCAAGAUUGCCUCAAUCACCAGCAUGUCAGAAAUAGCAUCACCAGUUGCCUGCAAGAUGCAGAAGCAGAAUACAAGCAGAGCGUGGAUAUGAAUGCUUCUGUCUCAGAAAACCAAUCGCCAUGUCCUGGCUGCCCUCCCCACCCCACCCCCGCCCCCAAUGCAGGUAACUGACGGGGGUAAAUACAAACUACACGAGGGAAAAAGGUAUCCAUGGAAGACGGCAGUAACAGGUCUACCAAGAAUACUGAGACGAGCCUGCCUUUAAUCUUCCUGCUCAUCUGUGAAGUGUAACGAACUCUUAAGGUGCCAGCAUUAACACUGUAUGACUCAAAAUUUUACUUACAACUAGAUCCCUUCUGAGAUACUAUUGCCACGAUGAUGGAAGGCCUCAUGCAUAUGGUAAAGUGGAGAAACAGGAGCUUUGGUGGUAAGAUACACCUAAAGUUGGAUCCAUACUGUGCCACUGAGUCGCUCUAAGUAAGUCUUUGUUUCUUCAUUUAUAAAACAGGAAUUACAGUGACCCCUCUCCCUCUGUUACUGCAAGGAUUACACAGUGAAGUAUGGAAAGUGCCCAAUAUGUGCAGGACCCUCAAAUAUUAGUUCUUUUGCUUUCCGCUGACCUACACUUUGCUCUUCCAUUGCCAUAUUCUCCACUCCAGUCCAAUAAUCUGACCCACAUAUGUGCCUUGUCAGAGACUAUUUUUCCUGAAUUCCCUUGAGAAGGCUGGUUUCAAAACAUAUGCUUAGAUACAUUUAGUAGCUCAAUCUGUUGACUCCAGCUAUAAGCUACUCAUUACUUGAAAAUAUGAAGCACAUAAACAUUGUCACAGCAUUUCAGUAUAAAUCUAAAUUGUUGCAAGGAAGCCGCCACAACUUCUCCACUCUGAUGUUUUAUACAGCACGUUAUUCUGUCCACCUUCUGAAUAAUGUAAAAGUAACCAAGAGUCCACCACCCCCUCAGUUCUGACCUGGUUAAACAAGUCAAUCAUGUUUUCAAGCAUCUUAGCAGCUUUCCUUUUCUUAUCUUCUUCUAAUUCUUUUGCUAGUUGUUUUAUCUUCAUUUCAGCAGCUUUACUAAAUAGAACCUACAAUCAAAGCAUAACAAAAAUCAGAAAACACUAUCCAUGCCCCAGUCUUACGUACCAUCAUCCCAACUAAACUGCUUUUGAAACUCUCCAUGACUCUGGAGAAACUGAGGGGAAAAUGGCAGCCUUAGAAUGUAUGAAAUUAGUAGAAAAGACCAAAUCAGAACUCAGAAGAUAUUACAAGGGGGGUGGGGGGGAGUUCCUUCAUGGAUUAUAAAACUGGGUUAUCAAAAUGUAAAGAUUACAAAUAAAAUAUCCCAUUGGCAAAGGAGAAUGCACAUGGUGAGUUUAUGAUGUUGCCCUCAGCCAGCUGAACCAGUGCUGGGCAACCAGGGUUCCUUAAGCCUUAUCUGUAUCCAUUUUACUUUGAAGAAUAUAACUCACUGCAAUUAGUACAGUUUUCUUGUCCUAAGUUUUUAAGGACAUAAACUAAGCAAAAGUAGAAAAGAGGUUCAUCUUAUAUAUUACAUCAUGGCAAGCAGUGCCAUGGAUGUUUAGUAUAAUAAACAUCAUGUUGCUCAGGAUUCCUGCCCUUCUGACUUGCCUCGCCCAUGCAUGAUUUCAGUGCCUUCGGAGGCCCAACACUAAAGAGGAAAAGCUGCACUACAUUCAGCCACUUGAUGAUAUACAAAGAAGUUUGCUGGUAAACUAAGACGCACACUGGUCACUUGUUUUGUGGAACCACGGCCAUUUCCAUUCAUUUACCCUCCACCAGGAGACCUGAGCAGAUGCGACAUACCUUAUGGCCUGUGAAGACUAAAAUAUUUACUAUCUGCCCUUCAAAAUAAUUUACCAACCCCUGCAUUAGAUCACUGAAGUUAUAUUUUAAUUGCAUUUUCUAGGAACUCGUUUUUCUUCUCAUAUUCAUGACCUCUAGAAGCCAAUUUUGAAUUAAUGAAAAUUAUUUGACCUAGAUAAAAUUUUCUGUUAGCCACUUCAAGUCCAUUUAUGAAAUGAGGCUAUGUAUAAAAAAUUUAAUAAAGAAAUAUUCUGAACGUUAUGAAUAUGCUGAAGACCUGUUAAUACACGGUAAAAUAGUGAACGUUAUGAUACGCAAAUUGUGUCUCAAACCUUUAAAAUUUUCUCUGCUAAGAGCCAUAAAAAACUUUAUAUGCCAAUUCUAAUUACUUUAAACUCAUUUUUAGUUGCUAGUAACUUAACUCUCAACCUUUCCAACACUUUUCAAUUCACCACAGCUACUGAACUUUCCUUUUGCCACGUAUGGCCAGUUGAAGGAAAAUAUUUUAAAUGGGAUGUAUAGACCGUCUGGUUGUAGGAAAAUUAAGAACUGCCAUGUUUCUGAAAAAACUAUAUUAUAGGGACAAAUUAGUAUUCUCUCUUCACACUCGAAGAUCAUUAUAACCUAAAAGAGCCAUAGUUUCACAGAACAUAAUAAUAUAUUAACUAAAUCUUAUUCUACCACCAUCCCAAUCAUUUCAACAAAGUGGAAUAUUACCUAUUACUACCCAGAUACAGAAUUCCAUCACUGGAGAGAGGCGCCAGCUAAAGCCAGAUGCCACUGCUUACGAGAACUUACUGUGCCAUGCCCGUUUGCUUCAAAAUAAACUCCAAUGUCAAAUUCCUGAGCCUUGUGAUGCAGGUGUUUUACACCAGUUUUAGUACAAUAGACAGGUACCUGUAACACACAUGUUUAAAGAAACAACAGCAGUUAUUCAAUCAGCAGAUAUUCACUGUGUACCUCUCAUCCCAGGGAACAAAGCUUCCGGAGCUUAGUCUAGUGAGGAAGACAGCUAAGCAACUGAAAUACUAAGUGUUAAGUGUCACUGCGGGGGAGUGAGAAAAGCAGGGUGAGAGUGUGAGAGGUCCCUUACAAGAUAAUGAAAGAUCCCAAGUUGGGGAGUGACAUGAUGUAAUUGUUUCUGAAAGCUCCGUGUAGCUACAGUGUGGAGAAUGGCUUAGAGCGGGGGGUCUGCAAGCUUUUACUAUAAAGAGCCAGAUAACUAAUAUUUCAGGCUUUGCAGGCCAUGUGGUCUCUGUCACAAUCGCUCGAUUCUGCCACUGUAGUGCGAAAGCAGCCACGGACCAUACAAAAACAAACGAGCACGGCUGUAUUUCAAUAACACUACAAACAGCUGGCCAGCUGGACGUCGCCCACAGGCCACUGUCUGCUAAGCCCUGGCUCAGGUUAGGUGGUUUCUAGGGCUAAUCCCAGUAAGAAAUCACGGUGGUUGGGACAGGAACAGUGGGUAGCGAAAGCCUUGGAUGGAUCUGCGAGACAAGCAUGGCUAAGGAAAGACGGCAGCAAAACUGCAAAAGAGAGCAAGCUCAAAUGAGCCUAGCAUUUAACUGGAUUCAGGGGACCUCAGGAAUGGCUAGUGCUGAAAAUAUUUAACCCAUAAGAGAAUGUGUUGAGAAGGAGUAGCUUCUGAUGUUGUUUCUUCAACAGGGCAUUUUACUAUAAGGAAGUUUUGAGACAGAAAUUAAGAAAAUACUCAUAACCCUAACACAGAAUCCCUAUGAAAGGCAGGCAACUGGGCCCCAGCUGGCGUCCCUUGAGUAAGUUUACUGUGACCAUAUAUUUAAAUCGGGGCACAGACUAGCAGCCUCCAGGUGUGUUUUAUUUGGACUACCCACUGUUUCUUUUAAAUUCUGACUCAGCUGCCAAGACUUAAAAGGCAGGCAAUUCACACAACAACUCAGACUUCCAGCUUCUCCUGAAGAUUGCCCAGAGGGGGCAGCAGCUGGCCUGGCACACCUUCCUAGUCCUCGCCUGCCUGCUGGCUUCGUUCACUGCCCCCAUCCAGAUCCUAAAGGAACCUGACUUUGUCACUCCUGCUUUAACAACAAUAGAAUGGCCACAAAAACUACUAAAAUGCAGACAUUUGAAAAUGGAUACACAAAUGCUGGAAAAUAUUACACUAGCCAGGGAAAAAAAGAAUAAAGGCAAAAAGACCCAACUUGGGCCCUGCAGCCUCUAACUCUUAAAGUGGGUAGCAUGGUACAGAGGCUAGUCACCUACCUGGUGGAUGCUGGGGAAAAAAUCAGAAACAAAAUCUCCCACCAAUCCAGAAAACAUCUCCACAGAAGAAGAAUAAGACAGGCUUUAUUACUGCGUAAGCGUUAAGCCAGACUGUGAUGCACAUCUCAGGCAAUCUGCUAAGAGACGGCGAGACAGGAAGAAAUCCCACCCUUUUGCAGAGCUAAAGAUAGCUAGUGACCAAGAUCUCUCCUCAACCGAACGUGAGGGAGGCUCCUUUGAGCCUGAAUAGGUCCUGUCCUUGGCCGUGUCUGCAAGAGCCCAAUUUUAUCAGGAAUCUUUUGCUAACUCACUUCAGCCAGAAUCCCCCACCCUCAAUAUCUGACCAAAGUCCCUACCCGGUAGCAUCUGAUCACCCAGGCCUGCCUUCAGCAAAACAACGGUUAGGUUGGUUUAGCCAGAAUCCCCCCUAGCCGCCCCCGUCCCUCUUCGUACUUUCCCAUGCACCAACCCCUCCCUCACACCUUAUUCCUUGGCUACAAAAUCCCCACUUUUCCUCGCUGUGUUAGGAGAUGAGCCCAGUCUCUGUUCCCUGCUACAAAACCCCACGGCGAUAUAUCUAUUGAAUAAGCCUACUUCUUAGGAAGACAUCACAGUACCUUCUGUCACACGGAGUUUGUCCUAAAUCUACCCGAUAAGUGGAGUGGCCACUGGCGUUAGCUAACUGCCCUUCUGCAAAGGAAUAAUACAACUUCUCAUCUCUCUCUGUCAAGAAGAUAGGUGUCUGGCUCUAAGUGGUAGCUAGGUGAAACUCUCAGGAGGCUGAGGCACGGGAUGCUAUCUUCCUUGACGUUUAUAUUUCAAAGAGGUGACUCCAGGCCCUUAUGGUAAACACUUCUGAACUGUAAAACUGGCCUAUUUCACCUAAAAAGGUUGAUAUUAAUUUCAAAAGGACAGAGAAAAAAAUUAUAAGUUUUCUAAAAGAAAUACUCUCAGAAAAAAGGGAGGAAAGUCUCUUUCCCUUUUUGCAUUAGGGACAGUUGAACUUUUUCUUAUUUUUGAUUUCUAUUUAUCCUUAAGUAGACAACAGCUCAGCUUCGUGCACUUCAACCUAUUCAUUUUUGUGAGGGCAUUAUUUUCCUCACAGAAGCAUCUUACAAUAGAAGAUAAUGAUGAAGAAGCUACCAGAAAAUGGAAAUGUUUCAAUACCUUCAUAACUUCUUCCAGGUAGCGUGUUGAACUUCCAUUGGCAUAUGCAGUUUGUACGACACCAAGACUCAAACUGUCUCCAAUCUGGACAAAAACAAGGACAAUCAUCAAAAGUAAAGACCCUACAAAAGCAAACCUAUAAUCAGAGUUCUAAAGGAUGACAAAAUUAUCAGCCAGAUCAGCUGUGCCUUAGUUUUAUGCAAUAAACAACUCACCAAAAAUUUACAUGUAUGCCAGAAAAAAAGAUAAAAUACUUUUGAGCAUUAUUUAAAGCAACUGUACAAGGAAUCCUUUUAUUUUUUUUUUUUAAAUCACCUGAUUUCGUUUCUGUUACUCCACGGUUUGUAUCAGGAUUCACCCUUAGUGCUGUAUAUUCUGCGGGCUUGGACAAAUGUAUAAGGACACGUCUCCCUCUUUACAGUAUCAUAUACAGUGUUUUCGGCCCUAAAAAGCCUCGUGCUCCACCUAUUCAUCCCUCAGCACCCACUUCCCCCCAGCCCCUUGCAACCACUGAUCUUUUAACUGUCUCCACGGUCUCUGCGGGAUUUUUUUGCAGAAUAUCAUAUAGUUGGACUCAUGCUAAAAUACACAGCCUUCUCAGAUUGGCUUCCUUCACUUAGUAACAUGCGUUCAAAUUUCCUCCACGUCUUUUCAUGGCUUGAUACAUCUUUUUUUUUUCUUUUUUCCUUCACUGCUGAAUAAUAUUCCAUUGUCUGGAUGGACCACAGUUUAUUCGCCUAUGAAGGACAUCUUGUUUGCUAAGGAAUCCUUUUCAAAGAAACCUGUGGUUUCUUGAUCUCUUUUUCUUUCGUUUUUAAUAAAAGUAUACACUGAAUUCCUAAAGUACACGUUUUCCCGAUUGUGAUAAUUAUCAUUACAUUUUAUACUUACAGCUAACCUGAGAUUUCCAAAAGAGCAUAACAAAGUAAAUCUCACGUUACUAAGCUUAUCAUAAUCGUAGUAAAUAAAUCCCUCAGAGGAGGAGAUUUUCUAUUUAAACUUGAGGCUCUGGGGAAUGAUGUUCGUGGAACCCUCAUUAAAAUGUCAGUUAUGAAGAAACCAAAACUUCGUAAAGCUGCAAAUCAUGAAACUUUUUGCCAGUAUGAAAAAGAAAAGACUGGGCUUCCCUGGUGGCGCAGUGGUUAAGAAUCCGCCUGCCAAUGCAGGGGACACAGGUUCGAGCCCUGGUCCGGGAAGAUCCCACAUGCCGCAGAGCAACUAAACCCACGUGCCACAACUACUGAACCUGCGCUCUACAGCCCUGGAGCCACAACUACUGAGCCCGUGUGCCACAACUACUGAAGCCCGCACGCCUAGAGCCUGUGCUCUGCACGCAACGAGAAGCCACCGCAAUGAGAAGCCUGCGCACUGCAACGAAGAGUAGCCCCCGCUCACCGCAACUAGAGAAAGCCCGCGUGCAGCAACAAAGAUCCAAUGCAGCCAAAAUAAAUAAAUAAAAUUUUUUUUAAAAAAAGAAAAGACUACUCUCUUCAGGUUCCAAACCAGAGCCCCAGUGUUGAAAUGACUGGAAUGACCACUUCUCUGUGUUUUCUGGCCACUUCCCACCAUCAUGCCUCAGACAUUCAAAUGACUGCCUGAUACAGAACAAUCUCCCCAGUGAGUCUUGCUUGAAAGGGCAGUCCGUCCCCGCACCAUACCUCCAACAGGGGUUCCUUAAGGAAACUGCUAAUGAGUGCUGCUAUCUUGUCUCCGUCCACGAGAUGAAACUGACCAUCUGCAUCAUGGUAGUAGUAAAUUAUUCUGUCUGCAUCUCCAUCGAAGGAACAGCAUCUUUCAUUGGACUUCAUUUCGAUUCCUGCCACACAGAAUAAUUCAAAAUGAAUAAUUCAAAUUAAUUGAAUAAUUCAAAUUUCUUCAGUCUAAGAAAGGGGGAUAAAAUUCAGUGUAAAAAGUUUUCGGUUUUUCUCUCACACCAGUUACAAGGGAAAAUUCUUGCGGUUAAGUAUUGAUCGUAAGUGACCUUCUGUGUUACAUGGAAGCACGUCUACUACGACUUUUCAAGAGGUGUUUAAAAUUAUCCUUCCAGGGCUUAAGCAAAAUUAAACAUGUGCUAGGCAAAUAGAGCCUGUCCUUAAGAUUUACAAAAAUCAAAUGUCAGUUGAACAAAGUUUCUCCCAAUUUGUAAACUGAAGCCCAGCUGAAAGGAAUAAAUGUCUUUAUAACUGCAGAUAAAGAACCAUUACUAUCCUUACAUGAUCAAGCAGCGGGUACAAUCAAAUAUAAAUAAUUGGAGUGUUUUGUCAUUGAGGAGAAUCCUGAUCAUUUCUCCUGUCUGAAGCGCUACAUAAACAUAUGUAAUUGUUUCUGUACCUGAAUGGAGAUAAUAGCUUCAAAAUCAAGGGAAGAGGAUUCAUUUAAAUGGAAAGGAAACAACAUAAAAAUAAUUAUCCUUCCAAACAAAAACCAAUGUCGUAAGCUUUAAAUAGUAUACAGGUUUACUGUAUACAGGGCGAACUCUUUCACAGCUAAGUGAAAAAAGAGCAUUCACAAUCUAUCUAAGCUGAAACCCGAUAUGAUACUAAAAUAAAAUUCCAUUUUACAAGCCAGAGGUCUGGCAAUACUGAUUCCCACAUAGUGUUUUGAGAGCUACACGUAUUGAAUUGAAUGCAAUUUCCCUAGCACCACAAUGUCCUUUCUCAUACAAAAAAUAACCAGCAGUAGAUGAGGUAUGUGCUUGAAUCCUGAAAAAAGGGAUUUUUAUUUGUUAACACCAUCAAUAACAAGAAACACUGGUCAUUAAGAGCAAAGGAUUAUAACCUGUGAGAGACCAAUGGCUUGUGUAACUUGUGUAAAGUUACUGAAACCUCAACAGCUGUGUCACAUCAAAUCUUAGACAAUGUGGCUGUUCCUUUGCCAUGACAGCAGCGGAUGGACAAACCCACCCCAGACCUACAGAGACUGAAACCCUCGGACAGAGCCCAGGAAUCCGUGUGCGGACCAGCCCUCCAGGUGAUUCUGAUGCCUGCUAAAGCUUGAGAGCACGGCUCUAGAAUCCCACCUUGAUUUUGCUUUCUCCACCAGAUUUCCUGCGCCCUGUGAGGAGUGCUGUGACUUGCAGGCAGAGAGCAGCCUGUGCUCCAUGUGGUACCGAAGAGCGGGAAGAGGCCCGGAUGUGUAACGGCGGCAGGGCCAGGUCCAGCUCACCUGGCCAGCUCUGUUUGUGAGACUGGUUUCAGGGAGAGCGCGAAAAACACAUCUUUCACAUACCCUGAGGAGGUUUCUGAUGACUUUUCACAAAGUCAGCCCCACAUAAAUGAUUGAGCUUCCCUUUGGUCCCAUCGUUAAACAGCUGCACUGACAGCCCCUGGGAGAAGUAGUGUUUCAUUUCUCUCAGCUUCAGGGCCCCUAUGCCGUUCGCACAGUCAACCUUAAGUGUUCUUUGGCCAUCUCCACUGCAGGAGGCCUGAAAAGGAAAAGACAUACGCAAGAAAAAUUUCAAGUUGUAACAGUGAAGCAUGGCAUAUACAUGUAUAUAUAAACAUCUUCCAUUAUUUCAGUUAUAACUCGUCUGUUUUAACCCAGGAAACAAAAGGGUACACACAUUCAGAUGAAAAUUGUAAAACACCAAAGUAAAAUGUUAAAACACCUUUUUUCGGACACAGACACUGGAACAGUUGCGUUGACUGAAUAAAUGAUGGAAAUGAAGCUGUAUUAGAAUUUAGCCUCCAUGAAGCAAGGUCUCUUACAAUAUUAUAGUCUGUAUUACACGGCAGGCAUUCAAAUACGGGCAUGAGUACACAGAUGAGUGAGCAGUCAUAACAUCCGUCCUUCUCUUCAGAGCAUAUUACACCACCGGGCACGUCUGGCUUUUUUCCUGUCAGUCUCCUCUCCUACCCAUCUCACCCCAGAAUGUAAGUUCUCUGAGAGCAAAGGCUUGGUUUUGUUUAACUAUGCCUGACAAUGACAUACAUCGAUAUUUGCCAAUCAAAUGAAUUACACCCCUCAAAUCUCGUUCAGGUUUAGGAAGCUAAUUCACCUCGAAGAAAGGCUUUCUCAACAGUAGGUGCCUCAAGUAUGACACCAACAGCACCUGCAGUAACUCUAAGACCAAAUUCCUCUGAAUGAACACAACGAUAACCGCAAGUACACCACUCUUCUCCCCCGGGGAGCUCAGAACAUAUUACACGCCUUGCCGGGUAAACGCCAACAAAGAGUUAGCAGGAUACAAGGCCCAGACCUUGCAGAGCGCUAAAAAGAAAAAGAAGACACGCCACAUUUUUGGAAGAGGAGGAGGGGUAACAAAUAUCUAAUUAAAAUAAACUGUUCAACUGAUGUUAUUUUGGUCAUCUGCUUAAACUCUAACCACGUUCAAGAGAUUUUCACCUGUUUGGUAAGUUCCACAAAGGCUGCAGAGAGUUUCUGGUAGUAACCUUCUGUGGUUGCCUUUCCAUACUGGCCACUGGUGUUUCGACAGUACACCAUGUAGUGCAGCUGGGGCGUCGUCAACAAGCCAUAAUCUGUCACAGAAAUACAAAAAGCAAUUUACCACAUUCCUUAAGAAAGAAGAAAAGUUUAGGACUCAUACUGUGUGAAUUUCAGGGUGACAAAUCCUCUUCAAAAAAAGACAUCUCGGGCGUCCCUGGUGGCGCAGUGAUUGGGAGUCCGCCUGCCGAUGCAGGGGACACGGGUUCGUGCCCCGGUCCGGGAGGAUCCCACAUGCCGCGGAGCGGCUGGGCUGAGCCUGUGCGACCGGAGCCUGUGCUCCGCAACGGGAGAGGCCACAACAGUGAGAGGCCCGCGUACGGCAAAAAAAAAAAAAAAAGAA
Molecule: messenger RNA, 19181 nt
Organism: Globicephala melas (long-finned pilot whale)
Lineage: Eukaryota; Metazoa; Chordata; Mammalia; Artiodactyla; Delphinidae
Gene: DOP1A
Product: DOP1 leucine zipper like protein A
Biological process (GO): Golgi to endosome transport
Cellular component (GO): endosome; trans-Golgi network
Source: RefSeq, a predicted model, not a curated record